UUGCACAUCGCUAUGUCAAAACAGCUGUCAGAAGUAAAAAUGGCGUUGUCGUGAACGCAAUAUGAGGCAACAACAUUCGGCUCUGAACGAUGAGGAAAUUGAGUCCACAUGCGCGUUAUAAAUAUUUAUGAAGAAACCAAAAAUCGACAACAGCAACAACAACCAGAACGAAAUAACACGAAACGAGAAUUAAAUUGAGCAAUCGAAGCAGCAGCAAAAAAAUAUGCCAAACACAAGAAGUGAACCCUCUUAAAUCAUUAGAUGGAACUGACUCAAAUGUGAAGCAGAUGUGUGGCAUUAGGUUAUAGCUUCCAAUUGUUUUCGAAAGUUUUGAAACUUUAAACCGAAACCGAACCAAAACAGAAACUGAAAUUAUACAAACCCAGUACCAUUCCAAGUCGUAACAUUUAGUAGAAAAGUAAUUAAGAAAAGACAAAUUCACAAGGAUUCGUGCAAUCUAUGCAUGAUAUUAGCAAGACUCAACUGGUUGGAUUAAGUGCAGCAGCUUCUGGAAUCCGUUGGAGAAGAGUCUACGACGUCUCCGUGCUGCGGUAACCAAAAUUCUCGUUUACAAAAUGUCACUGGCCGACAUGGGCACAGUAACACGAUCCGUUGGCGGCGGUGGCGGAGGAGUAGGAGGAUCUCGUCAUUAUGAUCUAAACAACGGUAGCGGCGGUGCAGCUCCCGGAAGUGGUUUGCCCGGCGGUCGCAUGACCCACUCGCUGAGCACACCCAGCGGUGUCGAUGGCACACCAUCAACGCCCAGACAUCGCGGUGGCAAAAAGCUGACUGUACGCAUACAAAUGCUGGAUGAUUCAAUUACUAUGUUUCAAGUUCAGGCCAAGGCUUUGGGUCGUGUGCUAUUUGAGCAAGCUUGCCGCCAAUUAAAUUUGCUGGAAGCGGACUAUUUUGGCUUGGAAUAUCAGGAAAUAUCCACACAUACCAAAUACUGGCUGGAUCUGGAGAAGCCCAUGAAUCGUCAGGUGGGUCUAUCCCUCAUCGAUCCCGUACUGCGAUUCUGUAUCAAGUUCUAUACGCCAGAUCCAGCACAGCUGGAAGAGGAGUAUACCAGAUAUCUAUUCUGUUUGCAAAUCAAACGUGACUUGGCAACGGGUAGCUUGCAAUGCAAUGAUAAUACCGCGGCGCUCAUGGCCAGCUACAUAGUGCAGGCAUCGUGUGGUGACUAUGUGCCCGAGGAUUAUCCUGAUCAUACAUAUUUGUCAUCGUAUCGCUUUGUGCCACACCAGGAUGCCACAAUGCAGCGCAAGAUUAUGGAGAAUCAUAAGAAGCACUUUGGCCAGUCACCGGCAGAGGCGGAUCUUAAUCUGCUGGAGACAGCACGUCGUUGUGAGCUGUAUGGCAUGAAAAUGCAUCCCGCCAAGGAUGUGGAGGGUGUACCACUAAAUCUAGCCGUUGCUCACAUGGGCAUUACCGUCUUUCAGAAUAUAACACGCAUCAAUACCUUCUCGUGGGCCAAAAUACGCAAAAUUUCAUUCAAACGUAAACGUUUUUUGGUCAAACUGCAUCCCGAGGGCUACGGAUAUUACAAGGAUACCGUAGAGUUCUUCUUUGAGGGCCGCAAUGAGUGCAAGAAUUUUUGGAAGAAAUGCGUCGAAAAUCACGGAUUCUUUCGCUGUACAGCCGUUCAGAGCACACCCAGACGCAAGACACGUGUUCUCUCACGCGGUAGCUCUUUCCGCUACAGCGGAAAAACACAGAAACAAAUAAUUGAAUUUGUCCGUGAGAACUAUGUGAAGCGUCAGAACUUUCAAAGGUCUCAGUCAUUCCGGCAAGGGCCAUUGAAUGCUAGUAGCCGAAGUCAGUCGCAUACGUAUGUGAAUUCCAGCAUUUCAGCCAAUCCCCUUCUCCCAAUUGACACUGCGACAUGGGAUUAUCGCAAUCAAUGCAACGACUCGAUGACCCCUUCUCUGACGAAGAAGGCAGCGGAUACCUUGGAUCGCCGACGAGACAAUCCUAUAGACCACAUGCGUUCUCAAGUCACAGCAGCCCAGGUGGAGAUCUAUCAGACGAAGAAUUAUGCAGCGGAAUCGCCAACCUCGCCGGAGGAAGCGGCUUGCUCGGCGGAACGUCAACACCACUCGGCAGUGGGUAUGGACCAAAUGAAUUCGAACCGCUCGCUUUCACCACAGGGUCCGCAAUCGUGGACUUCGCCCAGCCACAGCAGCAGCCUGCAGCGCGCUCCCGAUCAGGCUCGUGUGCAUCCAGGCGAUCACAAUUUAGGUCUGAGCCACUUGUCCCACUUGUACAGCAGCAGCACGCCUCGUCGAGUCUCAGUGGGAUCCCAAGUGUAUGUCCCUGUGUCGCCGCAGCUCAUCAGCAUCAACACCAACAAUCACACCCACAACAGCACUAUCAACAGCAGCACAGUGGGUCUUUCGGUGGAUCUCAACAGCUCCAUGGAAUUGGAGGAGCAGGAGGAGGAGCUGCUGGAGCCUGCGGAUUUGGAGGAGGAGGAGCCUAUGGGGGAGGAGGAGGAGGAGGAAUUAGUCGAGGAGGAAGCGGAUUCGGACUUGACAGCAUCUACCAUCAAUCGGGAGACUAUGGCGGCAGUCUCACCGGCCUCAGCCAUGGCCAUGGCCAAUGCCCGUCGUCAGCCGCUUCGGUCACAGGAGUCCCAAUCGCAAACUGUCACCCCAGUCCAUUAUAGCAGUACCAAUUAUUCGAUGUCUAAACAGUGUAUGCUUAACAAUGCCAAUGCCAACUCAACCGAAACCGAAACUGACAACAUCAUCUACACUGACAUUAACGAUAUGGGACACUACAAGUAUCCGGACUUUCACAGCGCUCAAAUGGAGCAUAAGAUUUCCAAUAGUGAACAUGUCAAUCUGAACGAUCGCAAUGAUAUAUAUGCUACAGUCAAUCGCAAGACCAAGUCAAAGACACGCGAGAAACACUUCAGCGAUGAGUUUAUCGAUCAGUCUAUACUCCAAUAUACCCGGGCCAAGCAAAUGGGCAUACAACCUUCUAUGCCCAUGCUUCAGCAGCCCAGUACAUCGGCAUAUGCUGCAGCUCAGGAGCGUAAUUAUAAUAGCUUAAACUAUCAAUAUCAUAACGAUCUCAACCAUCCUUCGGAGUCAUCUUCGUCAUCCUACUUUGGCACUGGCUUCGGUACCAAGCGCUAUGUUCAAAAUGAACGCACUAAACUCGCGCAAUCUGAGAACUAUUUGACACCAUCAAUAGAUUCGCAAAGCUCCAGGCAUACGCACUCAUUGCCGCGAAACUCAGAGCUCUCUGGGGUCGACUCGGUGGACUCGUAUGAUAGUCAUUAUAUUACACAUCAUCCGAGACGAAGCUCAGCGGAGAAACAGGAGUAUCAAAUGGCUACCGGGAAUCUAUAUUCCACAGCGCAGUUUGUCAAACCGGAGCAGGCAGCUGUUCAUUAUAUGGACGAUGAUGAGGAGCACGAUGGGGAGGAUGAUGGGGAAGGUGAAAACAUCUACGAUCAGGUAGAGCGUGAGUCUUGGCUCAAGAGCAGCUCCUGCAAGGAUCUAUUUGAACGAUAUAGCAGCGUUUAUUAUGAUCGCGAACAACCCAAGCCCAUGACAGCUUUCGAUAAAGAGUUUCUCUCGUCAAAUCGCAUAGAUUCUCCAGUAACACGUUAUGAUGAUUCCCGGCAUUCCUUGUACUUUGUCAAGAAUCAUUCAAUAGAUGCGCAACAGGGCUUUUCUCCACUGCCACACAGCAAGGUGUACUCAUCCAGCUAUCCGGGCAGCACGUACAACAACCAAGAUCAGAAACGACAUUAUGGACAGCAGUUAGACUUUACAGGGUCACAGGAUGACAUAUCGCAGGAUAGUUACGAGCUGCUGGAGAAGUAUGAUAUUGAUUUCUUUAGCGGACGACGUCGUUCCGAAGAUCACAUGCGUUCCUGUUCCCUGGACUCUGGUAAUUAUAUACCCAGUGACGAUGAAUCUGUCUCAGAGCAACCCAAGUAUCGAUCGGCCAUUGACGUUAAGUCCAAGUCGGCUGCUGAUAUUAUGAACGAAAUCUGGGAUGCGGAAGAUCCACGAUAUUUGCCACGUGAGAAACUUUCUGUCAAAUCAGAUGGAAAUUUCUAUAAGAAGAUUCAGGAGGCUCUUACGCGUACAUCUAGUCAAGAGAGUCCAAGUGAAAUGUUUGAGACGAAAAUCUCUCGUAGCUCGGACUCGAGUAAGAAAUCCCGUGACAGUCUUUAUCAUACUGACAGCAAGAAGUCCAGAGAAACAACCAAAAGCAAGACAUCGGUUGCCUCCAGUCAGGAUUCUAAAGAGUCUCUGGUUGGUGAUUGCUUUGGACGCAACUAUGAAAUGCCGACGACAACCUGCAAAAAGGUCAAGCAAUUUAACAAGAAGGAACUCUACGAAAAGUUUGCACAAUCCAGUCAGGAUUCAAAGAGCGAUUACUAUGAUGCUGUGGAGCCAGUGCCAGAUGCCGAAGGUCUUUACACACGACCAAAGGUCAAAAGUCAUGACUGUUUGCUCUCGGACACGCAUAGUUCGACAGCUAAUAGCUCUUUCUAUGAUAGCCGGGAUACAUAUUCCACAUUUCCGAGCAAUAAAACGCAUAAAACAUCCAAGGUGCACUCGAUUAGUUUACAAAAUGUAGAAAUUGAGCGCAAUGCAAAAUCAUUUGGCAAUAAAUCUCCGGAAUCGGUCUCCACGCCCGCUUCUGGUAUUCGUUGUAAGGAGAAAGAUAUACAAACUGGAGACUCCAUCGAUCAAACGGUACCUAUUAAGAAGUCCAACUCGCAAUCAUGCAAAAUCUCUGCUUUUCGUCGUCGAUCAGAUAGUGAAAACAUAUUCAGUUUUGAUCAGGAUCGAAUUGAAUGCAUUCAGAAGUACACCAAGCAAUGGGAGGGUCAGCCCAAGGAUGAGAAGUCCAAACAAAGUCCAGAAUAUCCAUUGACUCCCGAACUUGUCUCUGAAUUUGAGAAACAACAGGCGCGUGUAGCGCAUCAGAAGAUCACGCGCAAGGAGGAACUCAUGGCCAAGACACACUUUGAGGAAUACAAUCCCAUAAUGGUGCCGCUUAACUAUUCCCAUGCAACGGUAGAACGCACCAAAAGCGAUCCCAACUCGUUGGCAAAUCGCGCUCGCCUUGGCAGCAACUCACGCCGUCAUGUUCUCAUGCAUCAGAAAUCCAUAGACCUCACACCAGCUGAUUCAAGUGACGAGGACUACAUCUAUAAGCAAAUUCCAAGUGCACCGCCAUUGUGCAAGGCUCACGGUAAUUUCGAAAUACCCAAAUGUUAUGAUGGCCAGCCGGCAUCUCAAGUGGAUAUACCAAAGACAGGUUUUGAACUGCCCAAGAGCUUCUUCCGCGACUAUGAGCGACGAUUCACCAAGGUGCUAAAGGAGGAUAUACCAUACGUACUGCACAAGCGUCACAUUAUGAAUGGUACAGCGCCUUCUCCAGGGGCCAAGGGACACAACAAGCCAAAGUCCCCGAAAUCACCAAAAUCUCCAAAGUCUCCUAAAUCACCAAAGUCUCCAAAGUCGCCAAAGGCAAGUGCAUUGACCGGGCCCGGUCCAGCUGACUUUUUGCCAGAUAUCCUUGACAGUCUGUUGCCAGCAGAAACCAAGGAGUUUCUAUUUACUCAAAACAUUGAUCUAUCUAAAGUGGACCCAAUAACACUUGAAAUUGACAAAACUAUACCGAUUAUACAACUGUCGUCGCCGAAACGAGACAUUACCAAGCAAAUGGAUGCAUCCACACUGGAGAAACUUAAUAAGAAGCUCAGUCAAAUUGAAAGCGAUUCGGCGACCAGUUCAAGAACUGAAAGCAUGCAACAGCAGAAGCUCGAACAGAAACAAAUGGAGCUUAUCCAAAGUCUACGCAAGGAACUACAAGCCAAUGCGAGAAAGGCUAACAAGCCAAGGGUUAUACCCAAGACAAAGCCAUCGGGCAAGUCCAAGAAGGGGAAGACUCGCAUUACAUCCUUCUCAUCGGAUGAUGAGAGUCUGGACUCGGAUGAUGUCUUUGGCUCGGCGGAGGCCAUACCUGAUCGUUUGGAGUUCUCCCCACCGCAAUCUCGCAAAGAAAUUGAACCGAUUUUGCGAAUUGAGCAAAGUCGACUUAUAUCGGCUGCUUGGGGUCGAGGUCAGACCAUGAGUUCGACGGAAAUCGAAGGCUCUCCGCCGCAGUGUCGUCGACUGGCCGACCUGGAGAGUCGUUAUCACACACAGAAGCUGGAUCCACAAUAUGCGAAUGCCACGGAGCUUCGUCGUAUUUCGGAGCGCUCCAUAUCCAUACCAUCCUCGGAGGAUGAGCCUCAUUUGCCGAUGCGACGCAUGGACGAGUGCACCAAUGACUAUCAACGUAACGAGAACAUUCCAUCUCCCAUAUUUGAGCACGCUGAGUUCUUUCGCAGCAAUGACGACAUCUACGAGACAUGUCAUGAGGAGAAGAUAAGCGGAUCAGACAUUGAUUAUACACUGAAAAAGCAAACAGCCAAGUCAAAAGUCAAGCUAAUUGAGGAAAUCAUAGACUCUUCGAUAGUCAUGCGCUCAAAGGGUCAUGCACCAAUUCUCUUUGCUCAUGCCAGACUCAAUCUAUCGGAGGGAUCGGUUUCUCUACAACGUCAGCAAGCUACCCAGCAGUCACCCACCACGGAGCGGCGAACAAAGAGCCUGGACACUCCAGUUAUUUCACUACAUCGUUUGCCUCCCAUGAAUGCAUUCUCCUCGAAAGACGACACAGUGGGCUUUGAGGAGGAAGGGGAAAUUCUCGAAGAGAAGUCACUGGAGCGCACCAAUCAAACAGCACUACAGGAGGACGAUACAGCGGACAGUGUUCAUUCCUGUGCUGGUUCCAUUCCUACGCAAAGUAGCUAUAACACGAAUCGAAAGGAUUCGCUUUUGAGUGCUGUGACUAUUGACAGUGAGGAGGUUCAACUUCUAAACCAAUUGAAAUACAUUGAAAAGAUUGCAUUACAAGGCGUGAAGAUAAAGGACAAAAGAAAGUCGAAGAUGAAGCUCAAGAGCGGCGAUCAUUUAAUUUUGAAUAUACCAAAGUAUCGAUUCACCGAUUGGUCACCCUACAGCUCAGCGAAUAGCUCUCGGAAAACAUCACCAGGUGUGUCCAGGGCCAGCAGCAUCGAUAGCACCGGCAAGGGAAGACUAAAAACCUCAGAACCAUUUAAAGGUAAAUCACUCUCUCGUAGCCGUCCGGAGUCACGACGCACCAGCGCCGAUGACAUAAAAGCUGGCAAAGAUGGCAGAGGAAGCAAGAAAUCAAGUCCAAAGGAGCGUCCACGUUCCAUUGAAAUGCGUCGUUUGAGCAAGGAUAAGAGCAAGUCGCAGGAGGAAACUGAGGCAGACAUUGCCAAACGUAAGGAGAGGCAACAAAAGCUUUAUGAAUCGGCCAUGAAACAGACAAUCACAAUGCUAAGUCCGGUGAAGGAUACGCUGCCAGCUUUUCCCGCGCCCGAGGAUAAGAUAAUGGUGAAAACCGAUGGCGAUAAAAUAAUCAUUGAAACUGAAUUUAAAUCGAAAGCAGAGGAUCAUGUUUUAAUUGCAAAGGCACCUCGCAAGCUGGACACAUCAAUGGUGAAGUUCAGUCGCAGCUUUGACGAGGGUCGCAGCCCCGAUAAAUUGGACAAGGCAAGUCGCAGCUUUGAGGAUCGCAAUAAAUCCUUUGAAGACUCUGAGAAAUCAGAUGUGCCCGAAGAUAUUAUGAUUAAAUCGCCCAAAAAAAUAGCCAAGGCACAGGAAAUCAAGCAGAAAAUCGAGGGCAGCGUUGUCCACAAAAAGAUAGACGGAAAGUCCAGUAGCUUGGAAAAACCUGCCGAACAUCAUUAUCUUGGCCGGGAUGUAAAGGCUCGUAGCCUCGAUGAUAAGAAGCAGGCAACAGCCGAGGCUAAGAAGACCGAAGAAAAACCUGCGGCUAUUAUACGAAGUGCUAUUGGCGAUCGUCGCAUGUUUGCCCAUCAGUACAAUGUCCAUGAGGAUAUCGAUACGCAAGCAGUGAUAUCAGAGCGUCGUUCGCUUGAGAUACUAAAGCGUUCGCUGCCUUCAGAGGACACUCGCGAUAGUGAAUAUAAUCAGAGCCGUAAGGCCUCCACGGCCGAGAGUCUCGACUCGUUCAUCUCCGUAGAUGAAAGUCAUUCCCCGGCAAGCAAAUCUCCGGUACCUGCGGCAGAGGGAUAUCCCCAUCGUGUGCCCACCAUCGAGUGUGAGGAGCCUUCAAUUGAGGAGGACGACAUCUCAUCGGAGCGUCGACACCUUAAAGUUGGACGCCACGAUGUCAAUCGCUUGAGCUUAGAUCGCAGUCGGAGCGAUGAGACGGGCUCCUGGAUAACUGUCGAAUGCGAUGAGUUUAUUGGCUCUGACACAUCGGAUAAUGAACCACGCACUCUAGAGCCUGAUCGCAAUAUCCUGGAGACACAAGCCACUUUAGAGGAUGCCAUACCGCUGGAGUACUCCAACUGUGCCACGCCCACAUCCGAUCUAAACAUACUGGUAACUCCACCUAAUGCCAGUCCAAUGAUUGAAAAGUCUGUGCUCGAAACGUUUGAGAAAUAUACGUCGGACAGUAAGAAGAAGUACAGUUUGGAAAAGCAAAGUGAUAAAUCAAAAAGCUCGGAUUCCUGGACUAGCGGUGAGAAGGACAGUAGUCCGCAGCGUCAGCCGGAUUGGAGUUUGUCAGUGAGUAAGGAAAAGAGUUCCGUUGACGACGAGUCCAGUGUUAGUUGCUCUAUCGCACGUCCUCUAGGCAUAUCACAAGAUUUUGGUAACGAGGAGGCCAAAAAGUGUCUGGAAUUAAAACAGCGCAUGCUAAAGCUAGAUGUGGUAGUCAAAGAUGCCGAUGCUGAUGCGACGCCCACUGGAUCCAAUGAGCAGACGCCAACCAAUGAGCCGAAGAUCAUCAUAAAAAAACCAACAACUCCUACGCUGGAAAAACAAAGUCCCAUUGAUUUGGGCAACAGUACCGAAUCAUACCUGGAUCCCAUUGAGGAACGCAUUGCCAAAAUACUGCAAAGAGCCGAGGACAGUGAGUCCAGCUCUGGUGGAUCCCGAAAACCCCCGAGAAUCGAAAAACCAGCGCGUGCCAAUGCUGGCAAAAAACUGUCGGUAACCAAAACAGAGCCGGGGAAAUCAGGCAGCGAUCGCAGCUCGCAGGAAUCGAAAUCCAGCUUUGAUUCAAAAGGCUCACUAAGCGUUGAGUCUCGAGGAUCUUUUGAAACCGAGAGUAGUUCUGGAUCAUUGGGUGCGGCUCAACGACGUGGCGAAUUGGCGCAAAAAGAACAGCAAAGUACUUGGAAGGCUUUCCCCAUCGAAAGCUCAAACAGCUCCAGUACAGAUGAUCCCUGGCAUCAUGUUGAAACUGAUGGCGGAUAUGAGCGCUAUGACGCACAGAACCCGCUGCGAGAUUCCUCAGACAGUGACGUCAAGGAGGCUUCACCGGACGAGCAAAAGGAAAGCGAUACCAGCUAUCAGGAUGACCUCAAUGAUUUCCCCACGACCUUCGGCUAUCCGGCAAUGACCAGCACUCUGGGAGGGAUUGGGGUUAAUCCUACAGAUAUUAUUGGCUACAGUACAGGGUUCACGUUGGGUCGCACGCUUUCACGGAUCUCGGAACGUAGCACGGCGUCAGAAAAAUCGAGCAUGGAGGAUGAUGUAAGCAAAGCAUCGACACAUUCGGUAAGCAUGCGUGAUGAAUCCGUUGGAUCGACUGAUCAUCAACCCAGCCUCAGCUCUGAUUCUCGAAGCAACACAAAUCUGGCCUAUAUAUCAGAUGCAGAUCGUCGCACCUCGGCGGAGAUGCCCGAGAUACCCUGCGAUUCGGCAACUGCUGAUCGACUCUCUAGCAUUGGCAGUUUCAAUGAACCCAAAUCACCCACGUUGGUGACUGGGCGAUUUUCAGUAACACAUGUGGAUGAAGAGCAGCCGGAGGACUUGGAACGUCACACGCUCAUGUGCUUAUCAAAUGCGGGCAGUCAGGACUCUGAGGAUUGGCCGCUGCCAGAGAUACCCUUUGAUCAUGUGCCCGUGAAACCGCCAGAGACAAUGUAUGCCAUGCCAGAUUUGGAUAAGCCGGUGCCCAAAUCAUUCUGCUGGAAAGCCAGCUUGUCAUUCCAACAAUCCCAAGACUCGGUGGAUUGGCCAUCACCACCAUCCAGCACCAUUGACGCCCCUAUUGUGGUGGAGAGCAUUGAAACCUAUUAUGCCAGCGAGGUGCAAAGCGCUGACAAGGUUCUGCUGGAUGAUGAAGCAAAUGUAGCCGGUCCCCCUGAUGUGGCCAAAGUGUUGCCAUAUGAGGACACCGCUUACCUCAUGUCGGCUGCCUUCGAGGACAAAGAUUUUGGCAGUGAGCAAUUACCAUUGGACACGGUAAGCUGUCUGAGCUCCACACUUAGUGCUGCAUCCUGCCUGUCGUCCUCGUUCAAUGUCAGCUGCAGUACGUCCUCUACACAACCAACGGCUAGAGCUGGCGCAGGUCUGCGUAAGAGCUCCAGUCCGGAAGUGAUUGUAGCACAACCAACACGCUCCCCGGCACCGCGUAGUCCAAUCUCCGAGGAUGAGCUCUUUUCCAGUGAUGACGUGUUCAUGCCGGGCACCAUUAAGGUGCAAUUGUCACCGGAUGGACAGUUAAGGAAACUUUCGCGUGGUUCCAACAACUCCGACACGUCCAUAGAUGACAUCCUUUCGGGAAGCACCUCGGCAUACCUCGACGAUCAGACGACAGUGCGUCGCAAUUAUGAGGCACGUUUGAGCAGUGGUGGCAGCUGCAAGAAAUGCAGCCACUCUAGCCAUUCCGAAGAGGAGACCAGCUCGAUUGGUACUGAUCUGGAUGGAACCGUUCGUAUGGGAUUGCAACAAAAGAAAUGCACGCACAGCUCUCACUCGGAGGAUACAUCGAUUGGACUAAGCAUCUCGGAGUGGUCGACAGGAACCAACACAGUGCGACAGUAUGCCAAUCUCUCCGGCUCCGACAGUCUAUCCGCCGUCUCAACACACUCUUGUGCCAAGAGCGAAAAAUCUAAUCAAACCAAAUCCAGCAUUAGUUCCAUUAACAAGUCCGCUGAGAGUCUUAACGAGCAAAGCGGCAGCUACUCCCACAAGUUUAGUGGAGAUAAUGGAUCCUCCGACGGUCUGCGCUAUGACAUGUUAUCCAACUCAGAGACAGACAAGCUGAGUGAGCCAACUUCGGCCACCCGCAGCGAUGACACUACACUCACCCUCACCGAAAUGGCACAGACAAUCAGCGAAUGGUCAACAUCAAGCAGUCUCACCCUUGUGGGCGUCGUGCCCGGCGAGUAUCUGCCGCUGAAGCAAGCCCGUGUGGGUUCCAAGCCCAGUCUGAGCUCGCCCAGCGAGGAAAAACGUUGCUCCUUACCCCAGGUCCAUCGACGCAGCGGCAGCAAUGGCAACCAAGCACGAUCCAGUCAAGAUCACACAGAACAACCCAACGCUGUCCCAGAGACAAGUGCAGCGGCCCGAAAGCGUCGAUCGCUCGAAAUGAUGUCCAAGUUGUAUCAAAGCCAAGAAAUCUGUUCCGAGUCGGAGUCUCCUUUCGUCGAACGCUUGUAUGCGCACAGCGACAAGCUGACGGAACGUUACCAGAGCCAGGAGUUUGUGCCGUUGCAUACAACUACCCAAAGCAGCACCGCCACAACAACCACUGUAACACAGAUACAAACACAGCAAUCACAGCAAACGCGUCAGAAACCACGAGCUCCACAACCGCCAGCAAAGCCAAAGUCAGCGGUGACCAGACCCAUCAUGCAGGCCCUGCUUAACAAGAUGAAACAGCCUGGCCUGGCGGAGCAGGCAGCCGCCGCCGCUGAAGCUGAAGAAGCCGCCACAAUAGCAUCAGCAGCAGUAGCAGCAGCUGGAGCUGCCCAAAUUCAAUCUCAAUCCCAGCGAGCAACUCAAGCAGUUGUCAAGCCUGUGCCACCGCCAGUGCCCAGUGUGCCACCGAUUGUGACGCCCAGCGAUUUGCCGGGAAAUGUAGGUGCACCACCGGCGAAACCGCUGGCCAAGCACCACAGUUACGAUGACAAGACGCUGUCCAAGACGCAGAUACGUGAGUUCAAAACAACCAGCAAACAGUUGCGUCAGUCGAGCUCCUUUCACGAGCAUAUGCUGAGCAAGUCGCAGCAGAGCAGUCAGGAGUUGCCCAUGAGAAUUGACGAGGAGCGGGAUGCACACUCCACGUCAUCGGCCACAAAUACGACUACCACAACGAACACACACAACAGUGAGAGCACUGAGCCCAAUUCGCCUCAGAUGCCCCAGCGGGCUGACAAAUUGAUACGCUGCUCCCCGUAUUACUCGAGCAGUCUCAGCUCCGAGUCGCCGCCGAAUCAGCUGAUUCAAAAGCCACCGCGUAAGGGAGCUUCCACAGCAACAGUUGGAGCUGCUCAGUUGUCGGCCGCUGCUGUGGCCACCGCCUUGAAGAGUCCACCCAGUGGCAAUGAUACGGACAGUUCCCUGGAUGUGCGUGGUCAGGAUGUGAAACAGCUGAGAAGUCGGGGCUAUCGCAAAAAGCGUCAGCUUCCUGUGAAACGCAUGAGAGCUAAUCUAAAUGCUGCUGCUCUGCUGGAGCAGGCGGAGAGUAGCGAAUGCUCUGAGGGUUAUGUGCCUGAGAUGGACUCGGGCAGCUCGGAGUACUCCUAUCAGCGCGACGAGCAAUACUUGGAGUUUGACGAGGAACUGGAGCGCGAGCAAACCGAUGAGUAUGACGAUUAUCCGCAGUACAGCGGCGCCAGCAAGUUCGAGAGUCUUGACAUGAGCGAUAACGUGGAUGAGAUGGGUUUCCCACGCUACGAUCGUCUGGGUCACAUUACCAAGCCCAUGUAUCAACCAGUGGCGGACAGGCCGGCACCUGCCAAUCAUCCCAUGCCCCCAGCCAGCGGUCAACCUGUAAAGCCCGUGCGCACAAAGAAGCGCCAGUUGAAGCGUGAAGACUCACAGGUGGCCAGCACAUCUGGUGGCAUUGCUCAGCAACCUCAGCCGUAUCAUGGACGUAGCUACUGCAAUCCCGAGGAGAGCGAGUAUGAAUCACGUGGUGGUGGACUAUCCGAUGAGCUGGCCAAUUCUAGCGAAGACAGCGGUGCCGGUGGUGCUGGUGGCAUGGGAACCAUUCGACGAAUCACCAGUCGAACUGUGCACCCAGUUGAGGCACCUCGACAGCAGCUGCCCUAUCCGGACUUUCUUUCAGACUACGAGUCGGAGCCCAUUGAAUAUGAACGUUAUGCAUGCGGCUUGGAUAUACGAGUUGAUCCGCCGCCCAAAUUCCAUGAUUCGGAUGACCUGAGUGACCAUUAAAUUGCGUAGCAUGAUAAAUAGGGAGCAGCAGCAGCAGCGUCAGCAGCAUUUUCCAUUUCUUCAGUUGCCUUGGAACAUUUUUAGAACAAAUCUAUGACUUUUUACACACGAUCCAAGUAUAACCAACUUAUUUAUAAUUGAGACUGAUUUACGACAAACCAAAAAAAAAAAUUAAAAUACAAACAAGAAUAUCGUACAAUCCAAAACUAUCAAUGCGAAAAAACAAAAAAAUACUAAAUGCUGCUAUAGAAAAGAUCGAUAAAGAAUAUAUUGAAUCAUAUAAACACGCAUAUAACAACUGGAAAAUGCGAUCAAAAAUCAAACUUACUAACAUUUUAAUCAAAUAUAUAAACUUAAAUAUUAUAAUCAAGCUGUCAGUGGAAAGGGAGAGGGAGUUGAAGAUGAAGAAGAAGUAGAAGAAUGAGUUGGUGUUGAAUUUGGAUUAUCGAACUUCUAUAGAGUAUAUAUAAUGUUAUAGAAGAGCCAAAAAA
Molecule: messenger RNA, 13762 nt
Organism: Drosophila innubila
Lineage: Eukaryota; Metazoa; Arthropoda; Insecta; Diptera; Drosophilidae
Gene: Cdep
Product: FERM, ARHGEF and pleckstrin domain-containing protein 1
Exons: 11
Coding region: 576-13271 (4231 amino acids)
Cellular component (GO): cytoskeleton
Molecular function (GO): guanyl-nucleotide exchange factor activity; cytoskeletal protein binding
Source: RefSeq, a predicted model, not a curated record